AUGAAUUUGCCACCCAAUUUGGAUAUAAGCUUCAAUAAUUUCAUUGGUUCACUCCCACCUCAACUGGGGAAUUUAGAAAGUUUGAAUAUAAGCUACAAUAACUUCAAUAUUUCACUCCCACUUGAACUAGGGAAGUUGGCGAGUCUGCGACUGCUGGAUAUAAGCUUCAAUAAUUUCAUUGGUUCGCUCCCACCACAACUGGGGAAUUUAGAAAGUUUGAAUAUAAGCUACAAUAACUUCAAUAUUUCACUCCCACUUGAACUGGGGAAGUUGGCGAGUCUGCGACUACUGUUGCAGUUCAAGAAUAAAAGCGGUCCUGAGCUGGUAGGGGAAGCAACCCGGAAGACUGAGGGUCCUGAGUAUAUGCCUGCUGGGCUGCGAUACAUACUAGACCCAGGGACCGGACAUAAGGAUAUCCCCUCUUCUGGUGCUGCGGUUGCUGCUGUCUCUGCUGCUACUGAGGAGGAUCCCUAG
This is a messenger RNA of Magnolia sinica, 474 nucleotides long. RefSeq names its product LRR receptor-like serine/threonine-protein kinase ERL1. NCBI's taxonomy places the organism in Eukaryota, Viridiplantae, Streptophyta, Magnoliopsida, Magnoliales, Magnoliaceae. The record is from RefSeq and is a predicted model, not a curated record. The transcript has 7 exons. Gene Ontology annotation, molecular function: protein binding. The coding region runs from base 1 to 474 and encodes 157 amino acids.